AGCUGGCUGGGGCCGAGGGACUCGCCUUGCCUUAGCUGGCUGGGGCCUGGGGGCUCGCCUUGCCUUAGCUGGCUGGGGCCUGGGGACUCGCCUUGCCUUGCCUUGCUGUCCACAUCCUCUUGUUUCUGCUGUCCUGUCUCAUUCUGAAUGAGACAUCUCGAGGGAGCCUCCUCGUGGCGCCCGCACAUAUAAAACCAGUGGUUUGCAACUCCCGGACACUGAGUCCAGCCUCGCCCCACGCACGCGUCACCGCUUAAUGCAUGCUUCAGCAGUUCAGCAUCCUCUGCCCCGACCAGCUCAGCGGAAUUAACGGCACAACAGCUACCGGACAAAAUAACUCUCCUCUUCUUUAUACAGGUGCAGGCUGCCAGUGCUGAAACUGCUCCAGGGUGUUGGUCAGCAGAGCUGCAGACUACUUGUCCGUCUGUCUGUCUGUCUGUCUGUCUGUCUGUCUGUCUGUCUGUCUGUCUGUCUGUCUGUCUGUCUGUCUGUCUGUCUGUCUGGGUGAACAGGACAGAAGGAGCAAUGGCUAACAGGGGACCCAGUUACGGGCUGAGCAAGGAGGUGCAGGAGAAGAUAGAGCUGAAGUAUAAUCUAGACUUGGAGGCCCGGCUGGUGGACUGGAUCGUAGCUCAGUGUGGGGGGAACCUGGAGAGACCACAGCCAGGCAGACAGAACUUCCAGACAUGGCUGAUGGAUGGAACAAUUCUCUGUAGACUCAUCAAUAGCUUGUACCCGCGUGGUAAGGAGCCCAUCAAGAAGAUUCUGGAGACCCAGAUGGCCUUUAAGCAGAUGGAGAAGAUCUCCCAGUUCCUGCAGGCAGCAGAGGUCUACGGAGUCAUCACCACAGACAUCUUCCAGACCGUGGACCUGUGGGAAGGGAAGGAUAUGGCCGCAGUGCAGAGAACCCUGAUGGCCCUAGGUAGUGUCGCCCUCACCAAGGACGAUGGACAUUACCGUGGCGACCGCGACUGGUUCCACAGGAAAGCUCAGGGUUACCGGCGGGAGUUCUCUGAGGACCAGCUUCGUCAAGGCCAGAGUCUGAUUGGUCUGCAGAUGGGAAGCAACCGCGGGGCCUCUCAGUCCGGCAUGACAGGCUACGGAUCGCACCGCCAGAUCAUGUAGAGACACCAGCCAGCCGCUCAGCCAGCUGCCAGCCGCUCCCUCUGCAUGGCUGUGUACUCCAGAAGAAAGCUCCAUCACGCCCCUGGAACCUCAUGAUAUGACCCAACCACUUUUCCCCCUUCCCCAGAAGCACUAGCAAAUCACACGAGCACACACACACACACUUUUACUGUUCAUCCUCAACCCAAACAGAGUGCUCCUUAUACCCCAACCACAAUUCUAUAGACCUCAGUGCUUUCUGCUUCCCCCAGCCCCGCUCUCCAUCCAAAUGGUCCCACUCUCUCCAUCCAUAUGGUCCCACUCUCUCCAUCCAUAUGGUCCCACUCUCUCCAUCCAUAUAGUCCUGCUAGCCAUUCCCUUCAGUGAAUGAAGUCUUCGUAAUUCAGUCGGUACAGAGAACCCAAGAUUGAAGUCAUCCCUCUACAAAACAAGCAAAUAGUAUUUUACACUUCUAACAAAUAUUAUAGCACGAAACGUUAUAGCAUGUUACAUAUUUUAAUUAACUGUUUGUUUGUAUGUACAGUAGGUGUGUCUGAGUCAUUGUAUAGUCAUUUGGGAGGGUUUGCUAUACCUCAUGAAAAGUUUAAUGUGUAACCGAAUGGAACUCAGUGAAUGAUGAUGCCUCGGAUGUCUUGUGUCAAUAUGUGAAGACUUUGCGGUAACUUCUGUAACCAAAUGACCAUCACAUUGUGCCUGGUUAAUAUAGCAAAGGGACCAUAAACUAUGCCUUGUAUAAGAGAUGCCACCCACCCUAAUGCAGAGGAAUUCAUAGACCUAAAUUCAGUUCUGUUUUUGUACUAACAUUCUGUGCUGUGCAUUUAUUACUUAUGUAUAAUUGAUGUAAUGUACUUGUAUGUGCCCACUGUCCAUGUGUGUUUCAGCCAAUCCCAUGAUUGUUAAAGACCCACAGUAUGAAAGUGACAGUAGGAUCAUUUUGUUCCAGACCUGAUAUUGCUUGAAUGUAUUUUUUUCCCCUUCAAUGUAAUUUGUCAUGUUUACAUAAACAAAUAUGUUUAUAUCUGAAUCAUUGUGUGUAGAAAACAUAAUAAAUUAGGUGAAAACUGA
This is a messenger RNA of Oncorhynchus tshawytscha (Chinook salmon), 2190 nucleotides long. It is a transcript of the gene tagln3b, whose product is annotated as transgelin 3b. Gene Ontology annotation, molecular function: protein binding. The coding region runs from base 526 to 1125 and encodes 199 amino acids. The record is from RefSeq and is a predicted model, not a curated record. Lineage: Eukaryota; Metazoa; Chordata; Actinopteri; Salmoniformes; Salmonidae. The transcript is spliced from 5 exons.